AGAGUUGGGUAAUAAACGUUUCUGGCCUUGCUUACACCUACAACUUACUUCAACUCUUACGCUAUCAAUUCUCUCUCUCAUCUCUUUUCUCUUUGUAGCUUAUAGAAAGUUUUGAUAUAAGAAUUUUUUUUUUGCUUUAUUUAUGUGUGUGUGUUUUUGAAAUUUGAAAGUUAUUUAUGGAGGUAAGGCAGCAGCAGAAGAUGGAAGGAAUUCUUGAGGGAUUUUCACCUGUUUCUUCAACUCCUGUUUUAUGGAAGUCUAGGAAAAGAUCUGCCGGUGUGAAGAACUUGGAAACACCUCAAAAGCAAGAAGAGUCUCCAGCUGAUGAAACACCUCAAAAGCAAGAAGAGUCUCCAGCUGAUGAAAAGAUGCAGGAAUCCCAGCCCUCUACUGAACUCUCAGAGCGUAGAAAGGCACUAUUUGAACCAUUGGAACCGGUUACAAAUGCAAAUGGCCGUAGGCCGUCAGCUGAAACUUUGCUACCCCCACCAGACUUUGAUGCUGCAUGUUAUCCCAAAGGUUGGCUGGCUGGAAAGAGACGGAAGCUUGUAAAUGUGGAUGUUGUUGAAAGUAUGCGAAGAAUCGCUCUACAGGAAAUGAAUAGAAAGUUUAAAUUCAACAGAAACACUAAUCAUAUGACAAUGCUGCAGGAUCGUGAAAUAGAUGGUCUGAACGAACAGUUGGAAGCAGAUGCUCAAUGCCUGGAGCAUCUGCAAAUACAGCUGCUAGAAGAAAGAAGCAAGCGUGCCGAUGUAGAGAGGCAAAAUGCUAUGUUGCAAAGCCAGAUAAAUGUGCUUAUGGACAUGUAUCAGGAUAACGAUGACAUUGAUGAUGACGGUACAGAUGAUUCUUAAUCAGUCAUCUUGUUUAUUCUUUUGUAGAUUUCGUUAGACAAUAAUAGGACAGAUAUAGAAGAAGGGUUGUUGUUGUGCUUUCAAGAUGUAAAAUAUAUAUCUGAAUAUUAUUUACUGUUUAAAAGCUAUACUCCGUGUGUAAGAUGUUAGUAGUUCCUUUUAUUUGAUCUACUAUUCGUCA
Molecule: messenger RNA, 1035 nt
Organism: Solanum verrucosum
Lineage: Eukaryota; Viridiplantae; Streptophyta; Magnoliopsida; Solanales; Solanaceae
Product: protein HEADING DATE REPRESSOR 1
Exons: 3
Coding region: 177-854 (225 amino acids)
Biological process (GO): regulation of flower development
Source: RefSeq, a predicted model, not a curated record